UCUAUAAAACAAACUUGGUCACUAAUGCUAGCUUCCCACCAUCAACUUACACUCGUAUUUCCUCUAAUUUUCUUACUAUGGCUUCCUUUGCAAACCACAUUGUUUUAUUCUUCUUUCUGCUGCUUUCUUCUUCUGUCCAGAUUCAAGCUAGGGAGAGCAAGUUCUUUAGCAAGAUCUUCCACCUUGGGGCCAAAAUUUCUCCUCUAGUGGUACCUACACCAACGCCAGCACCAGCACCAGCAUCGGCGCCGGCACUAGCACCGACAGUGGCACCUGCAACGGCACCGGCUAACAUUGGUAUCCAAGAUCCUUAUUAUGGCCUCUAUGGUCAUGGCUCUGGCAUGUUUCCCCCUGCAAAAGAGGGUGUCACCACUAGCAACACUCCCACCGCUUUUGAAAACGAUCUUUUCGCCGAGGAACUUGCGGAUGAAAAAUACGAGAGCGGCUACGAGAAAAACAACUACAAUUACAACAACAACAACAACAAUGGCUACACCACAAGUAAGUACAACAACAAUGGCUACACUCUCAGCAGCUACAACAACAAUGGCUACAGCGGGAACUACAACACCAAUGGGUACAAUGACAACUACAACAACAAUGGGUAUGAGACAGAGAGACAAGGAAUGAGUGACACCAGAUUUGUAGAAGGUGGUAAGUAUUAUUACAAUAUGAAGAAUGAGAAGUACUACCCUAAUGGAUAUGAGUUUUCAUCAAGCAAGGGAACUACUAAAAAUGAAGGUUACUAUGGGAAUACAGAGAACUCCAAUGAGUUCAACUCCAUGGAAGAGUUUCAGAACAAGGAAGAUCAGUACAUGGAGAGGCAAGAAGAGUAUGUGCCCUAGAUAUUUGAUUAUCAUGAUUCAAGAAUGAAAAAGGAAACAGGAGUUUGACAUAUAUAGUGGUUCAUAUAUUUAAAGAUGAGGAAGAUUGAAGUUUAUGAAGUCUUUCCUGUGUUUUAUUAUUUUAUAGCCUUCACUUGUGUUUGCACAAUAGUUCAUGCUUUACAAAUCAAAAUGGAUCCAAGACUAUACAGUUUCACAUUUUGGACUUAA
Gossypium arboreum is the source of this 1055-nucleotide messenger RNA. Its product is annotated as protein E6-like. The record is from RefSeq and is a predicted model, not a curated record. The coding region runs from base 78 to 845 and encodes 255 amino acids. Lineage: Eukaryota; Viridiplantae; Streptophyta; Magnoliopsida; Malvales; Malvaceae. The transcript has a single exon.